Molecule: messenger RNA, 2366 nt
Organism: Plasmodium cynomolgi strain B
Lineage: Eukaryota; Apicomplexa; Aconoidasida; Haemosporida; Plasmodiidae
Exons: 7
Coding region: 1-2292 (763 amino acids)
Molecular function (GO): protein binding
Source: RefSeq, a predicted model, not a curated record
AUGGUAGAAGUUGACACAGUUGACGAGAGAGAUUGGGCCCAUGCGAAGACGCUCGACUUGGAAGGAGACCCGUUUGGCUACCCCGAUAAGACGAAAAAAAAAAGUGCUAGGAAAAAAGAACGCGAAAAUGAAAAGCGAGAAAGCAGCUUGGAUAACCUUUACACAUUCAAUGAUGACAUGGAGGAUGGCAACAGUCAGGCGAUGGGAAAAUAUCUCGCGAGGUCCUAUUCACGAGUAAACGAAGACGUAACGAAUGGAAGCAGCGAUUUUGCGAACGAGUAUUACAUAAAGAAGAAGAGAAGCGAGAGACGUGGACACGACAACGGGGGGGAGUAUGAACGUGGCGACACGCUCGAAUAUGAAAUCGGCCGCAAAAAGGGCGCCACUCGGCACGUGCGCCUCCAGUUUGAAAAAUACGCCGGCGAAACGAAGGAGUUCUCGGAGGUCGAUGAGGAGGUGGACUCCUACCCCGAGGUGGACAUGGACGCCAUGCAUGAGGAGGAGGAGCAUGCGGAGGAGCAGCAGCAUGAGUAUGUAGAGGAGGAGGAGCAUGAGGAGGAGCAGCAGCAUGAGUAUGUAGAGGAGGAGCGUGAGUAUGCAGGGGAGGAGGAGGAGUACGCUUAUGCUGAGGCGGACGUGAAAGAGGAAUAUGCCGAAGAGGGAGAUGACGAAUAUGCAGAGGAGGCAGCUGACGAGGUUGACGAGGCUGACGAGGCUGACGAAGCGGACGACGAAGCGGCUGAGGAGGUACUCCCGGACGUGGACGGGGGGACGAACUCCAUGCACCAUCGCGAGAGGCGAAAGGGUUGCAUGAGGCAAGUAUAUGUCGGAGGGCAUAAGAAAAAAACGAUACCAAACGAACACAAUGAAACAAACAUCAGAGACAGAAAAACCACAGACACACUGGAAGAGUCAGAACAAAACGAAGAAUACGUAGAAGAAAAACUGGAAGUAUAUAACAAUGAAGAGAUAGAUGAAAAAGUCGAAAUUGCACACGUCAAAGGGAAAGGUAGAUGUAUGUUUACGAGAAAGAACUUAGAAGCAGGGAGCAUUAUAUUUGUGGAGAAACCGUUGAUAAUUAUUACCCCCGAUUUGAAUGAACCGUUAUGGGAACAAUUAAAUAAAUUGAAUAAUGAAGAAAAUUUCGAGUUACCUCUCAAAUGGCACUACGCUGCAUUAUGCACCAUUACGACACUUGGUGAUAGUGACUUGAGGGCUUGUAUCGACAAAUGGAUUCCUGAACCCGAUAGAGACGCAGAUGCAGAUGUAUUCAAUGUAUUGAAUAAGGUGUGUGAUAAAAGGUUCGGAAAAAAUGGGAAGCUGCAAUAUUUUUUUAUGAAGAAAAUGAUAGACCCCAAAAUAUAUGACAGGAUCAUACAGGUGUGGCAUUACAAUGCCUUCGGCCAUCACACGGACAAUGAGGGACUGGUCCUGUACAACCGCAUUUCCAUGCUCGCCCACAGCUGCAACUCGACUGCCUGCUGGCACUACGGAAGCAACGACAGCUUUGUCUUGCGCGCCAGGGUGAAGCUGGCGGUGGGCGACGAGCUGACCAUAUCCUACCUCGGAGAUGACGACUUGUACAAGUCUUCCAAUAUAAGACGAGAAAAGCUCACCAACUGGUUAUUCGUUUGCAUGUGCAGCAGAUGUACAAACCCGAUUGACAAGUCAAGGGGGUUUAAAUGUUCCAUGUGUGGCGUAGGGACCUUCUUCAUCAAGAGCGAGUACCACGAUGAAAUUCCCAUCGUGACAAAGUGCAGUAUAUGCGAAUCGGAAGUAUCAGAAUCCAUGGCAUAUGAAUACAUCGAGUACGAAAAAAGCUACAUAGAGAGGUUACAAGACACAGACAAAUCAGACCUAGCAGAUGCACUAGCAGUGUAUGUCCAGGCAGAAAAAAUAUUUACACAACACUGGAUUAUGUAUCAAUUAUAUACUAUUUUGUUUGAGGGGUACAGAGAUGCAUGCAAUUGGGAGAAAGCUAUUUAUUAUCAGACGCAGAGAAUCAAAUAUGCUGUAGAUGUGAUUCCAAGGGCAAAUUAUGUGCUGGCUUGGUUGUACGAGGAACUAGGGGAAGCUCACGCGAACUCCAUAAGCACUGAAAUUUUGCAGUCGGAAAGGGACUUCACCAUCUCGUAUGAGGAGAAGAAGCGAAUCUGCUCGCACUUCCUGAAGUCCAUCCACCUGCUGGAAAUCCUCUGCGGGUAUUCCCACGACUACCUGAAGGAUUCAUUAAACAAAUACUACCGCAUUGACAGUUUAACGAGCACGGAUGCUCCGCAAAUCGAGGAGUAGCCAAAUGGGGGAGCGGCGAGGAGCCCUAACCGUGUCCAGCAGUUUCGUCCCACGUGCAGGAAUAAUACACGCGC